Toxotes jaculatrix (banded archerfish) is the source of this 2568-nucleotide messenger RNA. RefSeq names its product phosphodiesterase 6C, cGMP-specific, cone, alpha prime (gene pde6c). The transcript has 22 exons. Gene Ontology annotation, molecular function: protein binding; 3',5'-cyclic-nucleotide phosphodiesterase activity. Lineage: Eukaryota; Metazoa; Chordata; Actinopteri; Toxotidae. Bases 1 to 2568 code for a protein of 855 amino acids. Gene Ontology annotation, biological process: signal transduction; visual perception. The record is from RefSeq and is a predicted model, not a curated record.
AUGGCAGACAAGGAUAGCGUGGAGAAAUACCUGGAGAACAACCCGCAGUUCGCCAAAGAGUACUUCGAUAAGAAGUUACGCGCCGAAGCCUUGGCCGCCGCCUUUUCGGCACCUGUCGAUGUCAAAGACACCGCGUCUUUCAAGGAUAUUAACUCCGUGCAAGAGGCCGCCAUCAUCUUCGAGAUGGUCCAGGAGAUGCAAAAACAGGGAGAUGUGGAGAAGUCCCUUCACAAGGUGUUCCAGAGAAUUGCCCUAAUCUUACAGGCCGACAGGGUCAGUUAUUACCUGUGCAGGUCCAGAAACGGAAUACCUGAGCUCGCCACAUGCCUCUUUGACGUGACUCCAACAUCCAAAUACGAUGCAAACAUCGUCCAUCCGCAGACUGAAAUUGUGUUCCCUCUGGACAUGGGUAUUGUCGGCCACACCGCGCAGUCCAAAAAGCCCCAAAAUGUCCCUGACGUCUCAAAGAAUCCAAAGUUCAGUGACUUUGUGGACAAACAGACUGGAUACAAGACAAAAUGCAUGCUCACUUUCCCUCUGAUAGCUGAAAAAGAAUGCCUCGGAGUCGUUAUGGUACUAAACAAAAUAGGAGCUGAUGCCUUCUCUGCAGAGGAUGAGGCUCUCUUCCACAAGUACAUGACCUUUGCUCAAGUCAUCGCCCUGCAGCAUUACACAGCCUACAUGUUCAAUGUGGAGUCCAGGAGGAGCCAGGUGCUGCUCUGGUCAGCCAGUAAAGUGUUUGAGGAGUUGACAGAUAUUGAGAGACAGUUCCACAAAGCACUCUACACUGUAAGGACCUAUCUACAAUGUGAACGAUACUCAGUGGGCCUGUUGGACAUGACCAAAGAGAAGGAAUUCUAUGAUGAAUGGCCGGUGAAACUGGGAGAUGUGGAACCCUAUAAAGGACCGAAAACACCAGACGGCAGGGAAGUCAUCUUUUACAAGAUCAUUGACUACCUCCUCGAAGGCAAAGAAGAAAUCAAAGUCAUACCUGGUCCACCUGCAGACCACUGGGCUUUAGUCAGCGGACUGCCAACCUACGUUGCAGAGAACGGCUUUAUUUGCAACAUGAUGAACGUGGCUGCAGACGACUUCUUCACUUUCCAGAAAGAGGCUGUGGAUGAGACAGGUUUUGUCAUCAAGAAUGUCCUGUCGCUGCCCAUUGUCAACAAGAAGGAAGAAAUUGUGGGCAUCGCCACUUUCUUCAACAGGAAAGAUGGCAAACCGUUUGAUGAACAUGAUGAACAGAUCACUGAGGCCCUGACACAGUUCUUGGGCUGGUCAGUGCUGAACUGCGACACCUACGACAAGCUGAACCGCAUGGAGUACAGGAAAGACAUUGCCCAGGAGAUGCUCAUGUACCAAACCAGAUGCACCACAGAUGAGCUGCAGUCCAUUCUGAACACCAAAGAGAAGUUUGACGCAGAGCCUGAGGACUGCGACCAGAAAGAGAUGUACAAACUAUUGAAAGCAAACUGCCCGCCAGCUGACAACGUCAACGGAGAGAGUCUGUACCUGUUCUCCUUCAGUGACUUCCCCGUUUCAGAGUUCGACCUCAUCAAAGCUGGCAUUCGCAUGUUCUUUGAGCUCGGAGUUGUUGAAAAGUUUAAAGUUCCCGCAGAGACACUGACCAGGUGGAUGUACACGGUGAGGAAGGGUUACCGUGCAAUCACCUACCACAACUGGAGGCACGGCUUCAACGUAGGCCACACCAUGUUCUGCCUGCUCCAGACAGGGAAGCUGAGGAAGUACUACUCUGAUCUAGAUGCCUUUGCCAUGGUGGCUGCUGCUUUCUGCCAUGAUAUUGACCACAGAGGAACCAACAACCUCUACCAGACAAAGAGCGCAUCUCCUCUGGCCAAACUUCAUGGCUCUUCCAUUAUGGAGAGGCACCACUUGGAGUACAGCAAGACACUCAUGGGAGAGGAGAGCCUGAACAUCUUCUGCAACCUCCAGAAGCGUCAGUUUGAGAAUGUGCAGCACUUGUUUGAUGUCUGCAUCAUUGCCACUGAUCUGGCCCUUUACUUCAAAAAGAGAACCAUGUUCCAAAACAUUGUGAAUGCCACUGAGCCAAUGACAGAUGAAAAGGAGGCCACUGCCUAUGUUUCCAACAACCCUAUCAGGAAGGAAAUCGUCAUGGCCAUGAUGAUGACAGGCUGUGACUUGUCAGCUAUCACCAAACCCUGGGAGGUACAGAGCAAGGUGGCUCUGAUGGUGGCCGCUGAAUUCUGGGAACAGGGAGAUUUAGAGAGAACUGUUUUGGACCAACAACCAAUUCCCAUGAUGGACAGAAACUGUGCCGAACAGCUACCCAAGAUGCAGUGCGGUUUCAUCGACUUUGUGUGCUCAUUUGUAUACAAGGAGUUCUCCAGAUUCCACAAAGAGAUCCAGCCCAUGUUUGAUGGUCUGAACAACAACAGGUCACACUGGAACGAGCUGGCUGAGGUAUACAAUGCAAAGAUGAAGGCCAUCGAGGAUGAGAAGAAGAAACUAGAAGAAGAGGAAGCCAAGAAAGCUGGUGGUGGAGCUUCCGAAGCAGGGAAGUCGAAGACCUGCACCAUCUGCUAA